AGAUAAAAAGCAACAUACCGAACUGAAAUAUGAGGUGUGGUUAAUGCUCGAAUUGUACAACAAAUAAAUCAUAAUCCCUAUUUAUUUUAUCAAGUAUUAAAUAGUAUUACAUAUAAUUUCAAUUAAUUGCAAUGACCGGACGAUUACCAGCUUGUGUUAUAGAUGUGGGAACCGGGUAUACCAAACUUGGAUUUGCUGCUAAUAAGGAACCACAGUUUAUAAUUCCAUCCGCAAUUGCUAUUAAAGAAUCUGCUAGAGUUGGAGAUCAAUCUGCUCGCAGAGUUACUAAGGGAGUAGAAGACUUAGAUUUUUUUAUUGGAGAUGAAGCUUUUGACGCUUCAGGAUAUUCCAUUAAGUACCCUGUUCGGCAUGGGCUGGUGGAAGAUUGGGACUUGAUGGAACGAUUUUUUGAACAAUGUAUUUUCAAAUAUCUACGAGCUGAACCAGAAGAUCAUUAUUUCUUAUUGACUGAGCCACCUUUAAACACACCAGAAAAUCGAGAAUAUACAGCAGAGAUAAUGUUUGAAACAUUUAAUGUUCCUGGUUUAUAUAUAGCUGUACAAGCAGUUUUAGCAUUAGCUGCUUCUUGGGCAAGUCGACCAGUUCAUGAAAGGACAUUAACUGGCAUUGUGGUAGACAGUGGAGAUGGAGUAACGCAUGUCAUUCCUGUGGCUGAAGGUUAUGUUAUAGGAUCUUGCAUCAAACAUAUUCCUAUUGCUGGUAGAAAUAUAACUUCUUUUAUACAAAGUUUGUUGAGAGAACGAGAAAUUGGAAUACCUCCAGAACAGUCAUUAGAAACAGCAAAAGCAAUUAAAGAAAAAUAUUCCUAUAUCUGUCCUGAUAUUGCAAAAGAAUUUGCCAAAUACGAUGCAGAACCUUCCAAAUGGAUAAAGAAAUACGAUGGAAUAAACUCUGUAACUAAAAAUCCAUUUUCAGUGGAUGUAGGAUAUGAAAGAUUUUUAGGACCUGAGAUCUUUUUCCAUCCAGAAUUUUCUAAUCCUGAUUUUACAACACCUUUAUCUGAAAUUGUUGACUAUGUCAUUCAACGCUGUCCCAUUGAUGUGAGAAGGCCUUUGUAUUCAAAUGUUGUGCUAAGCGGUGGGUCUACAAUGUUUAGAGACUUUGGCAGACGACUUCAACGUGACAUCAAAAGAUCUGUAGAUGCAAGAUUGAAAGUGUCAGAAGACUUGAGCGAUGGAAGAAUAAAGCCAAAACCAAUCGACGUGCAAGUUAUUUCCUAUCAUAUGCAAAGAUAUGCUGUUUGGUUUGGUGGGAGUAUGUUAGCGUCCACUCCUGAAUUUUAUCAAGUAUGUCAUACAAAGGCUGAUUACGAGGAGUAUGGUCCUGGAAUAUGCAGGCACAAUCCAGUUUUUGGAACAAUGACAUAGUAGCUAUUAGUGACAAAGUGAAUAAGUAAAAAAUCAAGUUUCAAAAGUCAUAGUAACAUUGUGCUUUAUUAUAAGGGGAUUUUAAAAAAAUUUGCAAGA
This is a messenger RNA of Ctenocephalides felis (cat flea), 1487 nucleotides long. RefSeq names its product actin-related protein 3 (gene Arp3). Gene Ontology annotation, biological process: Arp2/3 complex-mediated actin nucleation. The coding region runs from base 132 to 1388 and encodes 418 amino acids. The record is from RefSeq and is a predicted model, not a curated record. The transcript has 8 exons. Gene Ontology annotation, cellular component: actin cortical patch; Arp2/3 protein complex. NCBI's taxonomy places the organism in Eukaryota, Metazoa, Arthropoda, Insecta, Siphonaptera, Pulicidae. Gene Ontology annotation, molecular function: actin filament binding.